Messenger RNA from Coregonus sp. 'balchen', 9146 nucleotides. NCBI's taxonomy places the organism in Eukaryota, Metazoa, Chordata, Actinopteri, Salmoniformes, Salmonidae. The record is from the annotation of a GenBank genome assembly.
UAGUAGCUGCUCCACGUCUCACUGCUGGCCUUGCUGCCAUACACUGCCGCCGGUGACUCCGAACUGGAAGAUGGCUGCGGUGGAGCGUCCCCCAGUCAAGGAAGGGGUCCGGAUAGCUUUACUCUGUUUCUGUUGGUAUACUGUUAGUUCGGGAGGCAACGUAGUUAACAAAAUUAUUCUAAAUGGGUUCCCUUAUCCUGUCACCGUUUCGCUUUUUCAUAUAUUCUCAAUCGUCGUCUUCCUUCCACCGCUGCUGCGGGCAUGGGGAGUCCCCAAAACAGAAGUACCAACUAGAUACUUCAAAUGGUAUAUUCUCCCUUUAGCUUUUGGAAAAUACUUCGCAUCUGUGUCGGCCCAUUUCAGUAUAUGGAAGGUACCUGUUUCCUACGCACACACUGGUAAGCAUUGCACGAGCUCUGAAUCAGGCUAGCUAGCUCAGAAUCAUUACUUGCCAUUCUAACUAGCUAUAUGGAAUGUUAGCUUGCUAGCAACAACCUCAAUGAGGAAUGAAUUGGUAUAUUGUGCUGGACAAUUUAGACAAGCUUUAAGUGAAUUAGCUUCCUUUGCAUGAGGCUGUUAAUUAUAUUACCCACGUUUCGAUUAACAUAGGAGCUUGCGUCUCCCCUUAGUAAUAUAACUACUGGGUUAUUUGAAUACCUUUUUGUUUGGGGGAGGGCCCCACCUAGCCAGUGGCAGUGGCUAGAAACUUGUAGCUACACUACAUUUUAGUCAUUUAGCAGACGCUCUUAUCCAGAGGGACUUACAGUUAGUGAGUGCAUCAAUGGCAAUGAACAGUAAGGCUGAGUCUCCGUUGAGUUGUGGUUGGUCCAGAUAUCAUUAAGUAAAUGGUUAGACCUGUGAGUUUACCAUCGUUUUUCUGCUCACAGUAGGUUUUAUAUUGUGUUCUUCCUUAUGAUGCCUUCUUGCCUGUCAUGUGAUGUCCAUAGUUACAACUACAGCGUACUUAGCCUAAUACAACUACCUGCUACAGCCUAUAGGGGAAUAUGUGACUGCAGUUUGUCAUCCUUAAAUAAAAGCGUAUAGUAUGAUUAUUCACAAUGAGUAUCUGAAUUAUGCUCUCAUUACUAUGAGAAAGCAGAACUUCAUGGUACCGUGUCAUGAUUUGGAAUUGAGGUCUGAACAGCACUAGCCCAUCGGGCAAGUCAGAAGUAUUUUUUGGUUAACCGAAGAUUAUGGUCACUUGACUGAAAAUGUAAAGUAGUUGUUUACACACGGAAAUGCCAUUGUCUGUCACCUAACUAACUGUGAGGAACCAGAAUGAUCCGUUUAGGGGGCUGAAAUUAUUUGGCGAAAAUUCUACCUACCAAAUUACUGUUUCCUGACUGCACAGUUAACUUGCCCCCGAUAACACUUAAUGUCAAUCCCUAUGUAUUAUGCCCUUUACUUCCUAAUUAGCUAGGUACCUAAUGUAUGAUGUAAGACCUCAUACAGUGUAACUGUAACUCAUUGCUGUCUCACCAGACUAACUGACACGUGAAGUUAUGGUUGAAGCACGGUCAUAAAAAAGGUGUGUGAUGAUGCAAUAUGCAAGUUCCAAGUUUUUUUUGUUUUGUUACCAGGGGCGUGUCUGUGAAGCACAAGGUGUGAGGCACAGUCACAUGGGCCUGAAGUCUUUAAACCACUGUAUCUCAAAAGUCAUGCUCCUUACCUUUCCAAUCAAUACCCGUCCUCAAUUCAAGCACUGAACAGGAUCCAUUUUCCAAUCUGACAUUCUUUGUUUAUUUUCACCCCACAGUCAAAGCCACAAUGCCAAUAUGGGUUGUGUUGUUAUCAAGGAUUAUCAUGAAGGAGAAGCAAACGACGAAAGUGAGUAACUCAGGAAACGUAUUGUGUACAUAAAGCAGCUUUGGAAGAUAUUUUGUCCAAGCAAUGGUGAUGUGGCACAAUGUGAGCCUGUGUGUUGGCGCAUAUUACUGCCAGCCUUGCAGGUGUAUUUACAGGUAGCAGCUUUAAGGCAGGAAAAAGUACCCCUCCUCUUCUUACAUAAUGUUAACACUGCAGGGCCUGUAGUAGUGUUACACAAUAACAAAGCUAUUUAUGUGUCAUAGCCAUUUAGAGGUAGGGUGAAUGUGACAAAUGAGCAAAACAGCUGCAUGUGUAUGGAUGACAAUUGUUUCAACCAUACUUUUUGAGACUCCUCCAUGAUUAGGAAAAUCCUCCUGACUCUGGCCUAGUAACACUUUAUUUGGAUAGUCCAUCUGUAGAUACUCUACAGACUAUCAGUAACAUUUCAACUAACAAUCUACUAACCUAACCCUAACUCAACCCUAACCCUUACCCUUAUUCUAAAAGUAACCUUAACUGUAACCUUAGCAAGCAGUUGCUUAUCAACAGAUCGUUUGUUGAUAGUAUGACCAUCUGUAGAGCCUCUACAGAUGGAAAAUCUGGACUGCCCAAAUAAAGUGUGACCCUUUCUCUUUUGCACUCCUGUCCUGUGGCUGUCUCAGGUGUACCUAUCUCUCAUCCCCAUCAUCGGAGGAGUGCUUCUGGCCACCAUGACAGAAAUGUCCUUUGAUGUAUCUGGGUUAGUCAGUGCCCUGGCCGCCACACUCUGCUUCUCUCUGCAAAACAUCUUCUCCAAAAAGGUACGUCUUACCAGUCUGCACCCUUUGAAAAAUGCUAUUAUUUAUGUGUUGUUAGAUGAUGGAUAAAAGUAUAGCUGGAGAGCACAUUUUGAACUCUGGUGGACUUUUGAAUGAAGUAUGCGUUUGGGUAAUAGUUGUAGAAUAAACUCAAGAUGUUUUAUUUAAUAGAAUACUGUAUUGCCCUUGAAGGAAUGGAUCAUGCACACUGCAAAAGCAUUCCUUGCAAUAUUCAAGUGCAGAUAUAGUAGACAGCACUCAUACUAAACAUGAAAACACUUGAAAGGAAAACUCAAGUGCAAGGCUUAUGAGUGUGAAGCCUUGUGAAUCUUUUCAAUGUAUUUUUUCUUUACAUACUGUAGAUGUGCAGUAUGGGUGUGUCCUGUACUAUGCUGAUGUGGCCUCCCUUCAACCAAUAUUUGAGGAAGACAUAUUUCCCCCAUUAGACAUUACUCUGUUAAAUGUUGUGUUAUGAAAACUGACAUGCGCUAGAAUUAAGAAUGACUUUUGAUAUUACUAACCCUGCAGUUAAAUUAUUGUUUGAAUUUGUAGUGUUAGACUUUAACAACCAUGUCUUGUUAAUUACCAACUGUUAAUUAUCAUGCUGUUGAUGAAGAAACCCAAAGCAUUCAACGAACAAGGAAUUUGUGCCCUCUCAAUUUAUAAUGAUGUGUCUUUGUGUGGCCUUGAGGUAUAUUUUGCUGCCCACUGAUUUCCAAGGUCAACACAACAACAGUUGUUUUCUGCAAUGGUGGGCCUAAGAAAUGACAAAGCUAUGAAUUAAUAUGCAUUGCUUUUUAGGUGCUGCGGGACACGAGGAUCCACCACCUGAGACUUCUCAACAUACUGGGCUUCAAUGCUGUUUUCUUCAUGGUGCCUACGUGGGUUCUGGUGGACCUCUCCUCAUUCUUGGUUGAGGGGGAUUUUGUGAGUUAAAAUAAUAUGUGCUUCAGUUUGGUAAAGUGUAUGCACAGGUUCAUAUACGUUAUGCGUCAAAUAAUGUGAUAUUUUGUUGUCCGGCUUAUGGGCUUAUAUGAUAGUGUUUCAUCUACUGGUAGUGGUGUGUGUGUGUCAUACAUAUUAUAUAUGUACCAUACACAAGUCCACAGGAUGUCAUACAGUGUGUACCAGAGGAGGCUGGUGAGAGGAGCUAUAGGAGGACGGGCUCAUUGUAAUGACUGGAAUGGAAUUAAUGGAACAGAGUCAAACGUGUUUUCCAUAUGUUUGAUAUGGUUCCAUUUAUUCCAUACCAGCCAUUACAAUGAUUCCCUCCUACCAGCUUCCUCUGGUGUGUACCAUAAAACCUUUUUUUACACAGUAUGUACCAUACUUUUAUUAUCCACUUGCUUUUGCCUAAUACUACAUUUACCUCCACACAACAAAAUCUGUAGUAUCCGGUUGCCUUUUAUUCAGUUGUCCCAUUGAGACCACAACCUGGAUCCUAGAAAUUCAUGACUAAACCCAUUGUUCUCUCCAAAUAUCCAAGUAAUCACUCCCUCUCUCUCUCCCCUCUCCCCUCUCCUCUCUCUCCCUCCUCUGCAUAACCCCUCCAGACGGGAAUGUCUGAAUGGACCGGCACCUUCCUCCUCCUCCUGGUCAGCGGCUUCUGUAACUUUGCCCAGAACGUCAUUGCCUUCAGUGUCCUCAACCUGGUCAGCCCGCUGAGCUAUGCUGUGGCCAACGCCACCAAGAGGAUCAUGGUCAUCAGCAUAUCGCUCCUAAUGCUACGCAACCCUGUCAGCUCCACCAACAUCAUGGGCAUGAUGACAGCCAUAGUGGGCGUCUUCCUGUACAACAAGGUGAGUCUCUUUGACAUGCUUACAUUUACGUUUGAGUUAUUUAGCAGACGCACUUAUCCAGUCAUUACAAUCACUGCAUUCAACUAAAAUGGAUAAAACAACCACUUAUCAAAAUUAUUGCAAGUUAAACCUUCAAAAUAGUCACUGUUUGCUAAAUCAGUGCUAGUAAGAAAAAAGAGAAGUGCGAGUGUGAAGGACUCUUGGACUCAGUCCAUCUUUCAAAAACGUCUGAAACCCUACCUCUUUAAAUAGUAUCUUAAAUAAGACAUCUGUAGCGUAGUACAAUAGUAUCUGAAAUGUUCAAACACUUUGGCCACCAACAACUAAUUCAAUUUAGUUCUUGAAAUAGAUGAACAAUUAUAUCAAACUCAGCAUUAAGCAUGCAUGUGCAUAAUAUAGCCCAAAUGGGAGACGUAAAGCCAUUUGACAUUUUAGUCAUUUAGCAAACGUUCUUAUCCAGAGUGACUUACUGUUCUUGCAUUCAUCUUAAGAUGGCAAGGUGAGACAACCACAUAUAAAAAGAAUAACCUUGCACUUGUCUUUUCCUAGUAGCACCGACUUUGCUGAUAACUUCUUUAUUGAGGAAAACUGUGUUUUUGUGGUUGUCUCACCUCGCUAUCUUAAGAUAAAUGCACUAAUAGUAAAUCGCUCUGGAUGAGAGCGUUUGCUAAAUGACUAAAAUGUCAAAUGUGACCGACCGACCGCCUCGAUUCGGUCUUAUGUAGCAAAAUUUGAAAUUGUGUUUUUUACAUUGGAUAAAAGUAGAGACUCAGAGCUAGAAAAUGGUAUAUCAUACACUGCAGUUGAGGAACAAUGGGAAAGUAAUUCUGCUUUCAAAGUUGAUAAACUUGUAAUCCCACUUUUGAGAAAAUGGCUCUUGAAUGUUUUGGUACACCUACUGGAGAGCUCUUCUUUGUCUACACCCAUUCAGCAUCGUUCACACCCUCGUAAGCCUUAGCUCCACCCAUCUCUUUAAGGAUUCACAUGUGAGGCCAUGUGCUAAACACAUGCUAUAUCAAAUAAAAUAUAUGUUUAUUUGUCACAUGCACAGGAUACAGAAGGUGUAAACGGUACACUGAAAUGGUUACCACAUGGCCUCAUGUGAAUCCUUAAAGAGAUGGGUGGGGCUAAGGCCAGAUAAAAAUAUUUUAUAAGCAUUUUAUAAUUAUUAGAUGAUGCUUACCCGACACACUUGUCUAAAUUGAUGGGUCGUGAAGGAAACGCAAUAACCAUCCCCCCCAGCCACAUCUAGCUAAGUGGAUGGGUCACUAUUGUCUAGACAUGUACACAUGUUCAUGAAAUACAAUAGAUGGCCAUAAUCACCCCCAGAACCACCUGGCUAAUUUGAUGGGUCAUGCAAUAAUCAGGCCGAAGUGGAGUCUAUUGUUUAGACAUGUAGCUAGCUAAAACAACGAACCGGCAUAAUCCUAACUCGUACUACUACCAAUACAAACAUUGUCAUAGCUGUAGUAUGAAUCUGAAGGUAGCUUAAGCUAACAAACUAGGUUCAAUGUUAGCUAGCUAACAUUAGGCUAUAACUAGCAAUGCAAAUGGAUUUCUGAUUUGAAUAAUGUUACUACACAGAUCAUACACAUAAUGUUAGCUAGCGAGCCAGCAAGCUAAUGUUCGCUAGCUAACUAACAGUAUGCUUUAACAUGCAAUAACAACGACUUUCUGACAAAAUUAGAAACGUUUAUAUCUGAAAAUGUAGUUAGACUCUUACCUGUAUACAUGGAUGAACGCUUCACGGCAGACUGGAACCAUUUAACUCUCUUGUUUGUAGCUACAUCUUGUUUGGCCAGUGUUGUCAAGUCACUCCGGUUCACACUGACCGUGGCGUGUGCAGAAGGUAGCCCAUCACUUUUUCCAACUGAUCUGUCGAUAGCUCUUGCUAAAUUCAGCGCAUCAGUGUUGUUGAGAAAAGUAGCAAAACUUUUGUAGUUCUCGAUGGCUAAUGUUAAAUCUUUCAAAAACGGUGUGGUAGAAAGGACUAUCAACACAUACUGAACAGCUCACGUUACACACAGAAGCAUGCUACAUGGCAGACCAAUCCAAACUCAUCUCCCGGCAUGUCCAGCCCAUCCAUUAUCAUGGCUAGUGGGAAGGUUCCUGUCUUUUUCCGUGGCUAAACCAACUAGGUUUGUAAUUUAACAAUUUUAUUUGUAUUUGCGUAUAACGUAUUUUGAUAGAAAAAUAAAUAUUCACGUUCAAAUGCCUCUCCUGUGAAGUACUGACUUGCGACAUACGCCUAGUUUCCUGAAAAGAGUCACACAUGGCUUUACAUCUCCCAUUUGGGCUAUAUUAUGCACCUGCAUGCUUAAUGCUGAGUUUGAUUUAAUUGUUCAUCUAUUUCAUGAACUAAGUUGAAUUAGUUGUUGGUGGCCAACGUUUUGGAAAAUGUCAGAUUCUAUUGUAUUACGCGGCGUCUGUAUAGCUACAUGUAUGUAAAAAAAUAUAUAUAUAUGUCAUCCCGAACCAGGUUUCCAUCCAACCAUUUCAUGUGGAUGAAUUACCUGACGCAUAAAAUAAAUUAACCACCGGGCUGAUGGAAACAGGAAAUGUCGAUACAAUUUCAUAAAUGUCAAUAGACUAUUUUUUCAUUAGACAUGGUGGAAUCUUUUUACGUCGGUCAACUUAAUUAUGCGACAGAUGGCGGUGAAAAUGCCUUUAUGUGCAAAUAUCAUAUCGAAGUAAACUUGGACUCAUGCAAUGAUAUGUUGUGUGGUCCUCCCACAAUGUCUCAGGAAAGCAUGCCGUUUAUUGGGCCCUAUAAAAUCAGUUUUAGUUUUUGUCUGAUUCCGUUUUCUCCGGGGGGGCUUUCUCCAGGUUUCCGUUUUACCCUUUUUUUUUUUUUCUUUUUUUUUCAGGCUUUCACUCAAAAUCACACUUUUUAAAAUAGAAAACAACUAAAUUGGAUGUUCUAAGUCCACAACAAUGCUUAAACCACACCAAGAGACCACUUGAGGUCUGGGAAAAUGUUUAGAAAUGUCGAUUUUUUGAUGUAGUUCCCUUUAAUUCCAGUCCACACCUAGCAAGAGGCUGUUAUUUAGUGAUGUUUUUGUAGCGCACAUGUGAUGGUAGAGUUUGCAAAACAAAUACCCACUGGAUUGAUGCAAAUAAUGAUUUCAUUCUGCCAGGUAAGCAAGCAUAGGCUACUUUGUAGUUUUUGGGAAAGCCUUUCCAUCUAGCAGAAGAUUUUUCAUUAGCAUCAUCGUUAACGGCUACACAGUGGUAGCUGCGCAUACACAGACAGGGGAAUUCUCGUUGCCUCUACAGAAAGUUGCAGGAAAUACAUAUCACUGAUGCGUUCUGUUCAUGUCUUAUGAUAAACUUCUGCAAAUUUAAUUAAUUUUCAAUUCAUUUAGUUGGUUCCCUACUAAGUUCAAUACAUUUUUGAAUGUUGAAUUACGUUUUAAUGUCUGGAUUCAGUGAUUCCGUCCGCUGUCUCAGUAUCACAGAUUUUAUAGGGCCCUGAAUGUAUUAGGCUACAGAUGAAAUAAAUUAUGAUUAACUUCACAGGGUGGUGAAAGUGCAUUCUGAUGAGCUUGAUGCUGCUUUCCAAUAAAUACAGAGGCUCUUAUUCUGGUGACAUGAUGAUCGAUGCUUGGCUGCCAUUUGACAAAUACAAAUAAUCUUCCUCUAUCCAUAAUAAUGUCAUCAUGUAGGCUAGCCUACCCGCACUGUAUCUGCCAGCUGUUGGAUAGAGUGUACCUGCCAAGACCAGAGUGGGCACAUUUGCUAAUUAAUGCAACACUUUUUGUGACAAAAUGAUCUGUAGAGUUGAAAAUGCGAUGGAAACACUUUUUAUGUGCACUACAUCAUCCGCAACAAGUCAAUUUUGUGGAAACACACCACUGGUGGGAAAAUGUGCAUAUUGUCUUUAUGCAGAUUUUUGAAUAUUCGCAUGAAAAUCUAUUGCCAAUUGGUUUUAAACCUAGCCCCAGAUGUGAUUUUAAAUAACCCAAUGUAUUGCGCUACACUCCUCACAUCAUGCAAUUUGAUAUUUAAAGUCACUCAACUGUCUUAAAUGACAACCAAACUUGCAAUUGUGCUUGUUGCUGCCACAGUGCUCACGCUGCAUUAAAAAUAAACGUUUCUAACAGUGGCUCUGUAAGGUGCUCUGAAACCCUCCCCCACUGAGGAAAGUUUACCACAUUUAACUUUGGGAAAUCACACAGAUUAAUUUACAUAAAUGUGUAUUUUUUUGUUAUCCUUUGUUAUGUGCUACACUAAGCUAUUCCCUUCUCUUCACUGCCAACAGGCGAAAUAUGACGGCAACAAGGAAGCUAAGAAAAAGCUGCUGCCUUCCUCCAAGCAGGACAUGAUGUCCUUCGACAACUUGGGAGUGGACAAGACGCAGCCCAAUGGUUCAGUGCCUUUCUCCCAAGGUUCAGACAUUCAGUAUGGUCGAAGCAACGUGCUGACCGACCACUUCCAGUACAGCCGGCAGGCCUAUACAAUGAACUACGGCGCCUCCAACCACCAGUAUGUGGUUUAGGCUGGUGGAUUCCUCCAAGGACAUAUUGUAUUUGUUUCCAGCAGCAUUCUUAAACCACCUCUAACAAAAAGGAAGGCAAGGACUGUCGUAUUGGCGGAAGAGUGAAGUAUCAGUCAUGAGUUGGCCAGCGUUUUGUCCCAAACACGUUCUCUAACAUCUUCUCUUCACCUCCUUGUGUUGUAUUUAUUUUGAUAUGAACACUUAAAAGGGAUAGUUAAGUCAAAAUCAAAGUUUGUCAGAUGUUUU